AUGGACAUUCUGAAUAUUGACUUCCAACUCAAGAAUGAUGCGUCUUUGAAAAGGCUUAAGUCCGGCAAAAAGAGCCAAAGUGUUGAUGAGUCGGAGGCGGGAUUCCAUUUUAUUGCGUUCGUCCCGGCAAAAGGAAAAGUAUGGAAGUUUGACGGGCUUGAACGCCAACCUCAAAGCCUUGGGAAUUAUGAUGGCGGAGACUGGCUGGGACUUGCCAAGCCUGAAAUUCAAUCGAGAAUGGCCGAAUACGAGGAGGAUCAAAUUGAAUUUUCAAUCCUCAGUCUCAGCAAAGACCCAUUAGACCAAUACGUCAGUCGACUCGCAUUCAAUGUAAACAGACUAAUCGCUAUUGAUGAACAAUUACUCAAACACCAACACCAUCAAGACGCCGUUACUUCUGAUGAUGCCACGAUUGUUGGCCCCGAUCUAUCAUUUGGAUUGACGCAGGAAUUCUUAGAACAUGCUACGUUGCCCGAAGUUGACAUUGAAGGAUACAAAACCAUGUCGAAAGAACACCUAUUAGAGCUUCGAAAGUCUUUUUCUACCCAGCAACACCAAGCACGUGCGGCAGUUAAAGAAGAAAUGCAGGCGCGGGAAGCCGACAAUGCUUAUGCGGCAAAAAGAAGGCACGACUACGGGCCUGCGGUCCAAACUUGGCUUCAGGCUUUGUUACGCCAGGUUGACCGCUGCGAUAUGUUUUGA
This is a messenger RNA of Uncinocarpus reesii 1704, 702 nucleotides long. RefSeq lists its product as uncharacterized. Gene Ontology annotation, molecular function: cysteine-type deubiquitinase activity. Gene Ontology annotation, cellular component: cytoplasm. NCBI's taxonomy places the organism in Eukaryota, Fungi, Ascomycota, Eurotiomycetes, Onygenales, Onygenaceae. The record is from RefSeq and is a predicted model, not a curated record. The transcript is spliced from 3 exons. Gene Ontology annotation, biological process: ubiquitin-dependent protein catabolic process; protein deubiquitination. The coding region runs from base 1 to 702 and encodes 233 amino acids.